Molecule: messenger RNA, 2727 nt
Organism: Benincasa hispida (wax gourd)
Lineage: Eukaryota; Viridiplantae; Streptophyta; Magnoliopsida; Cucurbitales; Cucurbitaceae
Product: Cysteine proteinases superfamily protein
Biological process (GO): protein deubiquitination
Molecular function (GO): cysteine-type deubiquitinase activity
Source: RefSeq, a predicted model, not a curated record
AAGGGCAAGAGACUACAGUUCUUGUUCGUCUUCUUCCAAUGCCCUAGCUUCUCUCAGUCCCAUUUCCUCUUCCACACACUCAUCACAUUUCAUCUUCAAUUUUCCGUUCGUUUUGGACAUAGCUUCUGCUGCACUGCUCUUCGUAUUCGAUUUCGACGGAAAUUUGUUGAUACUCAAACGAAUAACGCUUCGUGUGGGUCAUUUGUUAAAUAAUUCUUGCAGAGGAUAGUUGCUGAGGAAGUUAUGGAGCUGUCCCUGCCCGAAGAGAGUUAAAUUCCUUCUAUGGGAAAUCACAAAUUCUUGUCUAAACACUAUGGACAUAUUACAGAAACGAUGCCCAUGGAUCAACCUAUCUCCCUCUUGGUGUUGCCUUUGUCAAAUGAACAACGAAACUGCCCAACAUGGUUUCUUUGACCGCCCCUUCUCUAGAGGGAUAUGGAUGGAAGUCUUUUCUGCUUUCAACUGGUCUGUGAUUUUUCCAAAUGACUUACAUAGUUGGCUUCACCUACCAAUCAGCUGGAAUCCUUUCAAAGAUGUCAAAGAACGUCUCUGGUUAAGUAUCAUUUGUGCUGUUUUGUGGAAGAUUUGGGAUGAAAAAAAUGCUUGAAUCUUCCAUGACAAGGCCAAGACAUCAAAGGACAUUAUUGAUACCAUCAUACACAAUGCUUUUUUUUGGUGCAAAGAUUUACGGACUAUAAACAAUUAUAAUUUUUCUUUCCUAGUUGCUAAUUAGAAACACCUUUUGCACUCCCUAUAAAUGGGUCUUUUUUGUACAUCCUAUGAUUGGGGUCCUCAUGUUCCUUUGGAUAUUUUUGGAUAUUUCAUUUAAUCAAUGAAAUUGUUUCUUAUCCAAAAAAAAUUUGAAAAUGAGGGUUGCGUGUAGGGGCAGUAAGAUGUUAACAAGAGAGAGUUUGCGAAGAGAUCUGAUGAAAGGGAAAAUGAGCAAAAAAGGGCUUUGGUGAAAUAGAUGAAGACCGUUUGGGAAGAACAAGACGAGGAAGACUGGGAUUUUUCUAAUCUUCCUUCUCCUUCUCCUUCUCCUUCUCCUUCUAUCUCUAUUUAUUUUAUUUUAAAAGGAAACAAAAAAUGGUAGGGUCUGCUAUUGAUUUGAAGGUAUGGAGAAUAAUAAUAAUUUUUAAGGAGUUGAAGAAGAGAUGAUUUGAGGAGUAGACGAGUGUUUGGGAAGAAGGAAAAUAGGGGUAAAAGAAGAAGAUAGAAAUGGAUGAUUACGGUCUUGCCGAUAGUCAAUUCUCGUUUCUUACUCUGCUUCUUGAAAGUUGAAGCAGGUUGUCAUGGAGUAUGUUUCGGCAUUUUCAUUGGAGUCAUUGGAGUAGCUGGUGACCGUACAUUCAGACUUGGAGCAUGUGGUUGAGCCCUUUUCAAGAAAAGGGAAGAAUGCCCAAUAAGGUUCUGAUACCAUGUGAUGAAGUAGAGAGAAGAGGAAGAGAAAAACACAAUGAGGGAGAGAAUAACCUCUUAGCCUUUACAUUGGGGCUGAAUAUUUCAAAGAAAUAAUUAUCGAACCAAAUGCAUAUCAUUAAAGCAAAAUGGAGGACGCUCAGCAAAUAGAGGACACGUCAUCUGAAACUGUCCCAGAUAAAGCAUCUCAAGAGAAUCUUGAAACUCGUGAUGAAAUGCUUUCUAGGCAUAGGAAAGAGAUAUCACAGUUGCAGAACAAAGAAAUUGAACUUAAAAAGGCAGCGGCUAGGGGUAGCAAAGCUGAACAAAAAGUGAAGAAAAAGCAGGUUGAGGAAGAGAUAUCUCAACUUUCUGUGAAUUUAAAAAAGAAACAUACUGAAGAACUUGCGUCCUUCGGCUUUAGUAACAGUAAUGGAAAUGGAAAAAACAACAUUGACAAUCUAGUGAAGGCCAUAGCUGGGGUAUCUAUGACAGCUCAAUCCGAUCAUUCAAAGCCAAGCAAAAGCACGAGGCGAAGGGAGAAAAGGGCUCAACAAGAAGCCGAAAGAGACCGAAGAAUUGAAGAGGAGCAGAGCAACAUUGUGAGUGAUAGAAUGAUUGAGAAUGAACAUUUGGAAAAGAAGCUUGGACCUCUUGGUUUGACUGUUAACGAAAUCAAGCCAGAUGGACAUUGCCUCUACAGAGCAGUUGAAAACCAGCUGGCCUUUCUUUCAGGAGGUUCAUCUCCAUACAGUUACCAAGAACUUCGGGAAAUGGUAGCCGCUUAUAUGAGAGACCAUUCAACUGAUUACAUGCCAUUUUUCCUCUCGGACAAUGGUGUUGAAGGUAAUUCCAAUGGUUCGUUGGCUGAAAGAUUCGAAAAUUACUGCAAGGAAGUCGAGUCAACUGCAGCAUGGGGAGGGCAGCUGGAACUUGGUGCUUUAACGCAUUGCCUUAAAAAACAUAUCUUGAUAUUUUCAGGAUCCUUCCCUGAUGUGGAAAUGGGGAAAGAAUACAAAUCAGAUGGCAAAGUAAACUCGAGUAUUAGGCUAUCUUACCAUAAGCAUGCCUUUGGACUUGGGGAGCACUACAACUCUGUGGUUCCUGUUUGAUAAUCAGUUGGGUAUAAUCACGAAGGGCCACUUUACUUUGGCAUUUAUUCUGCAAUAUCUUUUGAGCCUUGAGUUUGUACCUAAAGGACAAGGAGUGUGCUGAAAAAAUAUAUAACGUUCUUUUUGUUUCCUUCCUUAGAUAUUUAGCUUUCCUCACAUUUAUUCUUCAAUUAACCGAAUCAAAUUCUUCUGAUUAUAACACUUUCACGUGCUGUUA